AUAAACCUUUGAAGUUCAUUCAUACAGUUUAUUCUGGUUCAAGAAGUUGACAGCGUAACAUUAAAUUACUACGAACGGUUGUAAACGUUAUUUCAUUUCAGGAUGCCAAUCGGAGAAUCACUAGCAAUAUUUCAAAAAGUUUCGAAAUGGAGAAAGUCAAAAAGGAAAACACAGAAAAAGAGCCGACCACGUAGUAUCUUGGAUGUGACAGAUAUAAUCAGAAACAUCGAGGGUCUAGAUUCUUCUUACCAUUCUUUUGAUGUUGAUUUUCAGUACGAAAUUCCUUCCAAUCUUCCGGAAAUUCCUAAACAAUCUCGCAAAACCGAAAAAUCACGGAAAUCUGAAAAUCGAAAAUCUUGGAUGUCAUUUAUGUGUGGAAGGAAUAAUUUUGACUUUGAUGAUCCAAAUGAAGAAGCCCCAAGGCCAGAGAAAUUGUCAAAUAAACAGGAAGGUGAUGUAGAAAUUACAAAGCAACUUCAACAAGAACAAGAAGAAGAAGACAUCAAAACAAAACCAACAACACCGAGUCAAAGUGAGUUAGAUGACAUUGAAAACCUAACCGAAUCGCCGAUUUCUUCACAAAAUAAAAGACUGUCAUGGAUGUCUUUAAUGUGCGGGAGUCAAAAAAAUUUGGAUUUCGAAAACCAGCAUGUCCUUUCAAUGAAACCCGAUAAAUCAUCACCAAAACAAAUUAACAAAGAGGAAAAUAGAAAAUCAUGGAUUUCACUUGUGUGUGGAAGUGGGCAUAAGGAAAAUAACUUUAGGAAGUCUGUAUAUAGAGAUUCCGGAAUCUCUCUCCUUUCGGAAGACAGCGAGGUUCAUCCAAUACAGGCGCAUUCCAAAUUUCAAAGCAGAUCAUGUGAUGACAUUUUAGACAGUCUACGUCACAGUGACGAUAAAUGUGAGGUGUUCAGUGAUGAAUCUUUUGAAUGUGGCUCUCCUUCAAUGAACAAUCUCUUCAGAACUUCGAGCAUCCAAGAAAAUUCCUUUCAGAUAAUGCGCAGACGACAUAGAAAUGUGAAACGAAGGCGUGGAAUUGACUGCGACUCGUGUUACAGCUCGUGCGACUUUAAGAUUUUAGCGGGAAGUAAAAGUGAAGGAGACUUGACCAGGGUUGGCUCUUUCGUUGAAAGAGAAGUUCGGUUUUCAGGAAUUGAAGAAACAUUUAAAGACAAAUCAGUUUCAUCGAUGGAAGUGUGUCGAAUUAACAGCGUACACCUUAAAUCAUGGCAAAUCCGUCGCCAAAGACGAGACCAGAAGAACAAACUGAAACGAGCAUCUAGAAAUCUUGAACUUGUGUUAAGCAAGGACUUCGAAUUCGAAGAACGAUUGAUAAUGUAAAUUUUUUUAUUCAAAUAUAAUUUGUGUGUUGUAAAAUUUGUACAUAUGUAAGUUCAUGUAAAAAAUUAAUCAAGUACUAUUUUAAGUACUGUAAUAUGGAUAUAAACGGGUUAAAUUUUAUCAAAAUUUAUGAAUGUACCGAAAUACUCUUUAAUUCUGCCAUUUCAUUUAAAACAUCCAUCAUGAUUGUAAAUUCAUAAUGUUUUGAAAAUAAAAACUAUGUAUUUCAAAUUUGACAA
Molecule: messenger RNA, 1580 nt
Organism: Mytilus californianus (California mussel)
Lineage: Eukaryota; Metazoa; Mollusca; Bivalvia; Mytilida; Mytilidae
Exons: 2
Coding region: 103-1341 (412 amino acids)
Source: RefSeq, a predicted model, not a curated record